Molecule: messenger RNA, 1633 nt
Organism: Malania oleifera
Lineage: Eukaryota; Viridiplantae; Streptophyta; Magnoliopsida; Santalales; Ximeniaceae
Product: thiamine thiazole synthase 1, chloroplastic
Exons: 2
Coding region: 275-1366 (363 amino acids)
Biological process (GO): thiamine biosynthetic process
Source: RefSeq, a predicted model, not a curated record
AUCGAUGACACAACGACAAAACCAACCACACAUCACGCUCGAUCUCCUUCAUGCCCGCCACUUGUUGCACAACCACACCCUCCACCGUCCGAUCCCUAUCCCCAUCCGCCCUUCCCUCUCCUCUCCCCUCCCCACUUGUCCUAGAUAUUUUCUCCCUCCUGCUGCCCCUUUUAUAUACUGAAUCGCUUAUCUGUUUGCCUUCAAAGCCGACCAGAUAGAAUAAGCAGCUACCUGAGGAGUCAGCUGUGCGUGUUAGUUUCUUCAAAUCUAAUCAAUGGCUUCCAUGGCUGCAACCAUCACAGCCUCCCUCUCCUCCAAGCCCAAAAUCCCCAAUUUCCCCGACACCCACCUCCACCCCUCCUUCCACGGUGUCUCGGUUAAUCCCGCCCCCCGGUUUCAACCCAUCAAGGCCGCGCCGCUAAACCUCUCAGUCUCCGCCAGUAGUAGUUCUUCUUCUCCGCCGUACGAUCUCCGGUCCUUCAGCUUCGAGCCCAUCAGGGAGUCGAUCGUGUCGCGCGAGAUGACCCGGCGGUACAUGACGGACAUGAUCACCUACGCCGACACCGACGUCGUGGUGGUGGGCGCGGGCUCCGCGGGGCUCUCCUGCGCGUACGAACUUAGCAAGAACCCCGCAGUGAGCGUGGCGAUCGUGGAGCAGUCGGUGAGCCCGGGCGGCGGCGCCUGGCUGGGCGGGCAGCUGUUCUCCGCCAUGGUGGUGCGGAAGCCGGCUCACCGGUUCCUGGAUGAGUUGGGGGUGGAGUACGACGAGCAGGACAGCUACGUAGUGAUAAAGCACGCGGCGCUAUUCACGUCAACGAUCAUGAGCCGGCUGCUCGCGCGGCCGAACGUGAAGCUGUUCAACGCGGUGGCGGCGGAGGACUUGAUCGUGAAGGAGGGGAGAGUGGGGGGAGUGGUGACGAACUGGGCGCUGGUGUCGAUGAACCACGACACGCAGUCGUGUAUGGACCCUAACGUGAUGGAGGCGAAGGUGGUGGUUAGCUCGUGCGGCCACGACGGGCCGUUCGGGGCCACGGGGGUGAAGAGGCUCAAGACCAUCGGCAUGAUCGACAGCGUGCCGGGGAUGAAGGCCCUCGACAUGAACUCCGCCGAGGACGCCAUCGUCCGCCUCACCCGGGAGGUCGUCCCCGGGAUGAUCGUCACCGGCAUGGAAGUUGCGGAGAUCGAUGGUGCCCCCAGAAUGGGGCCUACGUUUGGGGCGAUGAUGAUAUCGGGGCAGAAGGCAGCGCAUCUAGCAUUAAAGUCGCUUGGGCUGCCGAACGCGCUGGAUGGAACGCAAGCGGAAACCAAUAUUCACCCUGAGCUGAUCCUGGCUGCUGCCGAGUCGGCGGAAACUGCUGAGGCUUAAAUAUCAAUUGGCUGGAUGAAGACGGCUGCGACUUGCGAAUAAAAAGAAAGUUUUUUGGUGUGGGGGAAGGGGUUGUUUAAACAUGGUGUUUUUUUUCCCCCACUAUGUGAUCAUGGUCUUGCAACUUCAGGAGUUCACUUUGUUUUUAUUGUUGUCUAUAUAUUUAUAAAUAUCCAUCCUCUUCUAUAUGUGAUAAUGGACUUGCAACUUGAGGAGUUCACUUUGUUUUUAUUGUUGUCUAUAUAUGUAUAAAUAUCUAUCCUCUUC